CCUUUGCCGAGCGAAUCCAUCUCUGUUUUUCCUCCCGGCCUCAGCUAGUUGAGUGUUGAUAACUGCAGUACCAGCCAGAGCUUGCAGUGUCAAUGCUGGCGUUUUGCUUUCUCUCUUCCCCCCGAAGCCAAGAACAGAAGCGGAGCCUGGAGGACUGGCAGCGAGACCCCCGCCCCCCUUCACAGCACACACCUGCAACCUUAUUUGCAGCUAUCCCUGCCUGCCGCUGACCCCCUCCUCUCAUUUUCCAAAGGAAGACGAGAAAAAUCCAACAGCUGAGAAGGUGCUGGAGGCACCAGCAUCCCUUCUUGAAAUCCUCUUUUUUCCAGCAGCUGCCUCUCUGAGCAACGCCCCCCCAACGAAUAUUCACAAAAGGUGCUACCCCUUUUGAACUGCAUUGUAACCCAGCUGGUGUAGAGUUUCUGAGGAGGGGGGUGUCUUUUUCUCCCCCAGCGGCACCCCCAUGUCUUUCUCCAUGUCCCCGGCUAGCUACCGUAUAUAUAUUGUGUCGUUCGGACCCUUCGUAGCCAACGAUGGCAGUUGAACUGAAUGCGAGGCAGGGACAGGUGUAAAAAAAGGGGGGAGAGGAGAAGGAGGAGUCCUUGCCCCCCACCCUCCUUCCCCUCCACUCAAUAGGCUUAAGAGAGCCUUGGAGAGUUUUUAGCAAGAACUGCAGCAAAAAGAGAGAGGCACAGAGACACAACGAUUCCAGACUCGGUGGGAGACGCAAGGCGAAUCCAAGGUGUGAGUCGUGCUCCGAGAGGAGACGAUGAGGCCCGCCUGUCUGCCGCUCGUCCUACUUUUCCUGCUGAAGGGGGAAACUCACGCACUCUUCCCCGAAGAGCCUGGUCCCAUCAGUGUGGCCCUUGACGACUAUGUGAAGCAUUACCCGGUCUUCGUGGGCAACGGGAUGGGCCGGUUUUCCAGCCAAGAUGGCGGCGCAGAGCGCCUCAGGAUCCAACGAAUGUUGACGUUCAACAGGACUUUGUACAUAGGAGACAGGGACAACUUGUACCGCAUAAGCCUUGAACCCGAGGCCUCGGCCAGUGAAAUGCGCUACCAUCAGAAACUGACAUGGAGGUCGAAUCAACACGAUAUCAACAUCUGCCGGAUGAAAGGAAAGCACGAGGCAGAGUGCCGGAAUUUUAUCAAAGUGCUUCUGCUCCGCAACGACAACCUCCUCUUCGUCUGCGGCACCAACGCUUUCAAUCCCAUCUGCGCCAACUACACCAUGGACACAUUGGAGCCCACGGGAGACAACAUCAGUGGGAUGGCUCGAUGCCCCUAUGACCCCAAGCACGCCAACGUCGCUCUCUUCACAGGUGGAAUGCUUUUCACCGCCACCGUGACGGAUUUCCUGGCCAUCGACGCAGUCAUUUACCGCAGCCUGGGAGACAGCCCGACUCUUCGCACAGUCAAGCACGACUCCAAGUGGUUCAAAGAACCAUAUUUCGUCCGUGCCGUGGAGUGGAAAAGCCAUGUCUAUUUCUUCUUCAGGGAGAUCGCAAUGGAGUUCAACUACUUAGAGAAGGUGGUGGUGUCUCGGGUGGCCAGAGUUUGCAAGAACGACAUGGGCGGCUCUCAGCGGGUUCUGGAGAAGCAGUGGACCUCCUUCCUCAAGGCCCGCCUCAACUGUUCUGUCCCGGGAGACUCCCAUUUCUACUUCAAUGUCAUCCAGUCUGUCACGGACAUCCUGGAGAUCGAUGGCCGGCCGGUCGUGCUCGCCGUCUUUUCCACGCCUGCCAACAGCAUACCAGGCUCUGCAGUCUGUGCCUUUGACAUGGCCCAAAUCGCCUCCGUCUUUGAGGGGCGCUUCCGCGAGCAGAAAUCCCCCGAAUCCGUUUGGACCCCUGUGCCAGAGGAACUGGUGCCAAAACCACGGCCGGGUUGUUGUGCAGCUCCGGGGAUGCGCUACAAUUCCUCAAGCUUCUUCCCGGACGAGAUCCUCAAUUUUGUCAAGACGCAUCCGUUGAUGGACGAGUCGGUUCCAUCGCUGGGCAACGCGCCCUGGAUCAUCAGGACCAUGACCCGGUAUCAGCUGCGCAAGAUUGUGGUGGACCCCACAGCAGGGCCCGGCAAGAACCACACCGUGGUGUUCCUGGCCUCCGACACAGGCACCGUCUUCAAGUUCCUCAUCCACACCAAUGUCAGCACCAGCUCUGCGACCGUAAGGGCCAGCAGCCAGAGUUUGCUGCUGGAGGAGUUCGAGACCUAUCCCAGCGACAAGUGCGGAAAAGACAAUGUGGGUGAACGGAAACUUCUGGGCAUGGAAUUGGACAAGGCCACGGGGUCCCUGCUCCUGGCCUUCCCGCCCUGCGUGGUUCGUGCCCCCGUGGCCCGGUGUCAACAGCAUUCCGGUUGCAUAAAAAACUGCCUGGGGAGCCGUGAUCCAUACUGUGGCUGGACGCCAGAAGGCUCCUGUAUUUUCCUGGAACAGAGCACAAGGGUCACGUUCGAGCAGGACAUUCUCGGAGGCAAGACCUCUCACCUUGGCGACUGUGAAGGCUUGUUGACGGAGAGCUUUGUGGACGAGCCGGACGGCCUGGUCUCGGUCAACCUGCUGGUGAUCUCCUCCGUGGCGGCCUUCGUCAUCGGCGCCGUGAUUUCGGGCUUCAGCGUGUGCUGGUUCAUCGGGCACCGCGACCGCAAGGAGCUGGCCCGGCGCAAGGACAAGGAGAACAUCCUGUCUCACAGCGAGUCGGUGGUGAGCGUCAGCCGGCUGGGCGAGCGCCGCUCCCGGGGCGGCCCCGGCGGGCAGCCCGAGAACCUGCUGGCCCCGCUGAUGCAGAACGGGUGGCCCAAGGGGUUGGUGAAGGUCAGCCAGCACGACCUGGAUUCCGGGGUGCUGCCCACCCCGGAGCAGACCCCCCUGCAGCAGAAGCGCUGCCCCAAGCCCUGCACCUGGGAGUACAGCCACAAUCUCAUCAACGCCUCCUUGCGCAGCGGAGACCCACCCUCCUCGGUCAUCCUCCUCCACGCCGGCCACACCACUGUGCCCUCGCACCACCUCGGCUCGGGCCGCGUGAUUCCCAUCUCCUGCCACUCCAUGCUGGUGGACCAAGAGCUGGAGAACGAGGCCGGCGACCUUUCUCUGGACAUGCGGUAUUUGCCGGUCAGUGCCGGAGAGGGGACACGGGUGGCCCAGCAGCAACAACACCAGCACCAAGCGCCGCCCACGCACCGGCCGAGCGGGACUCGGAGCUCCUACGGCGCAGAGCUACCCAUCACGCCGCACAGCAGCCCUGAGCGGCGGCGGGUGGUAUCGGCCCCCGGCGGGGAGACGGGGGACCCCGCCCCGUGGAACCCCGAGAAGCUGAACUCGAAUAGUAACAAUGCGGCCAGCAGGGCGAGCGCGCAACUCAAGCGCACCCACACUUUCAACAGCGGGGAAGGGCAGGCGGCCUACGCCCGGGCAGCGCGGGGACCCACGUUGGGGGCCCAGCACACCCUGACGGACUUCAGCCACCUCCUGAAAUACAGCGGCGUGGAGCGGACUGCCUCCUCCGUCAAAUAGGGGGACCGGCCCAGGGGGCGUGGCUUGGCUCGGCGGCCUCCCUCCUUCGAAAAGGGGCGGGGUUUCACAGCACGGAGGAAGAGCGGAUCAGGAAAAAAGGACAACGCGAGACCCUGGGUCCCACCUGAGGAGGGGGGAGGAGAAGGACCUGUGCUCCCCCCCCCCAACCUCCCAGGCGUACGGAUUAUUCGGGAGAGGGGGGGCACUCGGGAGAUGCUGCUUGAGGCAACAAACAACAAAAAGCAGGGAGGGAGACCUCUUCUGUGUGUGCGUGCGUGUGCGUGAUUUGGGGUUUAUUUCAUCCGGGUGCUUCCUCAUUGGACUCUUCCUCCCGCGACGCUCCGCCUCCUUUCCGAGAGGCGGGGCGCGGGGCGGCCUCGGGUGCGGCUCCGCCCCUUCCUCGCAAAGGUGCCGCGGAAAUAAGGGGGGGCAGGAUUUUGAACGAUGGAAAUAAAUAAUAACCAACGGCGGUCGCCAGGGAAAUUUCAAAGGUCAGGGACGGGGGGGGGGUAUCUCCCUAUCCGUUGCCCCCAGUUUCUUCCCAAGUGGUUGAAGGUGGUGCCAGACUCUGAAAGGCAUUUAAAAAAGCAAAACGGGGGGCUGGCAUUCCUUCCUUCGUUUCCAUCUGAUUUCCUGUACCCGUUGGGUGACGUUCUGGUGUGUUACUUACACGCUUGCACAUGCACAAAACACGAAUCCUUGCUCGUGCCAGGCAGGAAUGGUUUGGGAGCGGCUGUUCGCCUACUCUGGCAUGGCAAGGAUUGCCUUUUUCCUUUUCCUCUCGGAUCGAGAAAUUUCUCAGAAGGAGAGGACCGUAAAGACUUUCUACAUGCACCGGGAAAGCAAAUCCCAGCAUUGCCAGGUGGGGGGGGUCAACAAGAUGGCGCCUUGGGGUCCCUUCCACUGCGAUUCUAACAGUGCUAGCGGCUGCUGUGGAAAGCAGAGCAACUUCAGGGUGCCAAACAAAGCCCCUCUUUUUCAUGGUUCUCGGCGCUGCAGGGUUUCAGGCCAUUUUGACGCCUGCUCAAGUUAAGCCCUGGUUUAAAUAAUCCUGCGGGUUGUGAUUGGGGGACGGGGAGGGGGGCAAAGAUGGCUGGGAAUGAAUCUGUGCGGAGGGCCUCAGUUCAAGAGUCAGGACAAUAUUCACAGGGUCCAUAACUGGUUUGAUUUGUAGUGUCAGCGCUAAUCCCUCACAGUUCUAAGUCUGGCCUGCCUCAGCGUAGAUCAUGGCAUUUAACGCCAUAUCUUAAGGCGGGGUCAGCAAGGUUUAUCUCACCUGGGCCGGUUUACUCCAGCGGAGAUCCCUCCAUGGGCCGGAUCCCACGAUUCCCAGCAUUUGCGUCUGUGCAG
Messenger RNA from Podarcis muralis (Common wall lizard), 4864 nucleotides. The record is from RefSeq and is a predicted model, not a curated record. Lineage: Eukaryota; Metazoa; Chordata; Lepidosauria; Squamata; Lacertidae.